Zerene cesonia (dogface butterfly) is the source of this 478-nucleotide messenger RNA. Its product is annotated as importin subunit alpha-5-like. The record is from RefSeq and is a predicted model, not a curated record. Gene Ontology annotation, cellular component: nucleus. The coding region runs from base 113 to 478 and encodes 121 amino acids. Lineage: Eukaryota; Metazoa; Arthropoda; Insecta; Lepidoptera; Pieridae. The transcript has 3 exons. Gene Ontology annotation, molecular function: nuclear import signal receptor activity. Gene Ontology annotation, biological process: NLS-bearing protein import into nucleus.
UUUGAAUUUAUCCGUUUUAAACUCUAAAUCACCUGUUCAUACGUGGUCGUCGCAUUAAACUGUGAUUCUUAACUUCUUAUAAUUUUUCUGAAUAUUUAUUUUAAAUAAAACAAUGGCUGAGAAGACUCACACAUCAAGAUUGUCUGCAUACAAAAAUACUGGACAGGGAACGAAUGAUCUUCGUCGUAAACGUGCUGAGUUAAGUAUCAAUCUCCGUAAGCAAGCCCGAGAUGAACAGCUUCUUAAGAGAAGGGCCAUGUCCCCAGAGGCCAAUGAAGAGGUCCAAGAUACGGAGAAGCUCAUGACUCCCGCGCAGAUUGUCCAAGGUUUAAGGUCAUCAGACCUCUCAAUCAAGACAACAUCAGCUCGAGCUGCCCGUAGAAUGCUCUCAAAGGAACAGAAUCCACCUAUUUCCAUCAUGGUUGAAGCUGGUGUCAUCAGACCCUUGGUGGAAUCUCUGGAUAGGGAUGACUGGUGA